This is a messenger RNA of Malassezia sympodialis ATCC 42132, 825 nucleotides long. RefSeq lists its product as uncharacterized. The record is from RefSeq and is a predicted model, not a curated record. Gene Ontology annotation, molecular function: protein binding. Lineage: Eukaryota; Fungi; Basidiomycota; Malasseziomycetes; Malasseziales; Malasseziaceae. Gene Ontology annotation, biological process: negative regulation of fatty acid biosynthetic process. Gene Ontology annotation, cellular component: Cul4-RING E3 ubiquitin ligase complex; cytoplasm.
AUGCGACGCUCUCUCCUUGGGGACGCUAUCGAUGCUCAUGGUUUUCCGUAUCUGCACGAAGUCAAAGGGCACAGCUCGUGCGUCAACGCACUCGCCUUUUCCCGGGGGUCUGGCCAGUGGAUGGCGAGCGGCGGCGAUGAUCUGCGCAUCCUAAUCCGCGACUUAUUCGACUUUGAUGCUGAGCGCCCGGGCGGCGCCGAAACGAGUACUUACCGCACACGCGCGCGCCUGCUGGGCCAUUGUUCCAACAUUUUUUCUCUCUCGUGGGGCGUGGGCAACAAGUAUCUGUUCUCAGGAGCGAAUGACUGCCUUUUUUUUGCCUACGACUUGCAUUACGGCGACGCGCCCAUUCGCCAAGUCCAGCCACAGGUCGAGCGCCACCGACCGACUGUGUCGUUUGGACUCCAUGAGGCGAGUAUACGCGAGGUAUCUGCGCACCCUACGAAUCCUGAGCUGGCUCUCUCUUGCAGUGACGACGGUGAUCUGUAUCUUCUUGACAUGCGCCUUCCUGGUCAGGUCGCACAGUACGGCUACUUUCCGGGGCAGGUCGAGUCGGCGCAGUGGAAUCCAAACCCCGGCGAUGGGCACCGCUUUGCCGUGGCAUCGUCCAUCGAGUCAGGGUCUUGUGCUUCCCUCUUUGAUGUCCGCACCGUCUUUCACGGGUCUGACCUCGCCAUCAACAGCUCCGAUACGCUUGUGCGAUACGCGACACAAGUGCACUGCAAAAAAGGCGACCGCAUUGCCGCCGCGAAUCCAGAAGCAACAGGCGCUCAGUUUGACCCGACAGGGCGAUUCCUCGCUGUCGAGUACGUUUUUGCUCACUGA